Colletotrichum godetiae is the source of this 1715-nucleotide messenger RNA. RefSeq names its product SURF1 family protein. Bases 327 to 1316 code for a protein of 329 amino acids. The record is from RefSeq and is a predicted model, not a curated record. NCBI's taxonomy places the organism in Eukaryota, Fungi, Ascomycota, Sordariomycetes, Glomerellales, Glomerellaceae. The transcript has 3 exons. Gene Ontology annotation, cellular component: membrane; mitochondrion. Gene Ontology annotation, biological process: mitochondrial respiratory chain complex IV assembly.
GUUGCUGCGAACGGCAGCAGGGGACCUUGCCUUAGUCCAAUGUAUCCCUCCCUUCCGGGGGGCGGACAGUGAGCCACCCUAUUGGCGCUGGCCCCCACCUUUUCACGCCACUCCACACUGCUGCAGCUCUCCGAGCUCCCAGCUCAUCCGUUUUAAAUUUCCCACUGCUCAGGUACCCUAGAACGGGCCGGCCGGACCCCAAAAAACCGAAAUAUCCUGACCUCAUCACCCGGGCAAGCUCUCACUCAAGAAAGCCUCCCACCCGCAUCACCACCGGGGAACCACCGAUCAACCAACCGGCGCCUCCCCCCCGACGAGCCUCAACAAUGCCGCCUCCUCUACCACGAGCCCUCUUCCGGGCCCCAGGUCCCGCGGCGCAAACCUGCCUACGCUCAAUCGUCCGCCCAAGAAUAUACCCAUCGUCAUUACCAUCACCAUCACCAUCACCACCACGCGCAACACCACCAACCCGUAAAUUCCACACCACCCGCCGCGCCCUCGCCUCCGAACCAGCCCCAGACUUCCAUUCCAUAGUCGACAACCCCCCCGAGCUCGUCCGCGCAGGAAACCGCCACGGGCCAGGCCUCAUCAUCCUCGCCCUGAUCCCCAUCACAGCCUUCGCCCUCGGCACAUGGCAAGUCCAGCGCCUCGGCUGGAAAACCGAGCUCAUUGCCAAAUUCGAGGACCGCCUCGUCCGCGACCCGCUCCCCUUACCGCCCAAGAUCGAUCCCGAUGCCGUGAGCGAGUUCGACUACCGCCGCGUCUACGCCACGGGCCACUUCCGCCAUGACAAAGAGAUGCUCAUCGGCCCGCGCAUGUGGGAGGGUGAGCAGGGGUACAUGGUCGUGACGCCGCUCGAGAGGGAGGGCGAGGGCACGACGGUGCUGGUGAAUCGCGGGUGGAUCAGCAAGGAGAUGGCGGAUCAGCGACGGAGGCCGUCUGCGCUGCCGAGGGGGGAGGUCACGGUGGAGGGAUUGCUGCGGGAGCCGUGGAAGAAGAAUAUGUUCACGCCCGAUAACAGACCUGAUCGCUGGGAGUUUUUCUUCCCCGACGUGCACCAGAUGGCGCAACUGACUGGGAGUCAGCCUGUUUGGAUUGAGGCUACUAUAGACCACGAGUUCUUCCGCAUCAUGGACCUCAAGAACAGGGGUAUCCCUAUUGGAAGAGCCGCGGAGGUGAACCUGCGGAAUAACCAUGCCCAGUACAUCUUCACAUGGUACGGUCUUGCAUUCGCCACCUCCAUCAUGUUGUGGAUGGUCGUCAAGAAGCCCCCAACCGACACCGCGCGAAAGGUGCGCAUGAAUAAGCAUUGGUAAGGACUUUGUCGUGUUCCUUUCGAAAAGGAAUCAGAGUCACAGUCAAAGUGGGAGCAAAUUGGACUCUUCAAGUCACUUCCUCCUGUCCGUCGUCGGUCACGCGACGGCGUUUCUUCCUCGGCUCCGCCGGUGGCAGCGGCUUGGGCAUUCUUAACUCCUGUAACAGCUCCCGGGGCAGGUGUCUGUGUGCCAGAGAAAAGGGAGUCGUCGUCGAACUAGUUUGACGUUGUCUGUAAGGAUAUUAGACACCAUUGUAUUUGUACCAAAAGAACAAAAAGCUUGUGGAUAUAAAAAAGGGGAAGCCCCCCAAAAGAUUGUCGAUACCCCUAAAUUGGAGCUUGCGAUGUUCGCAUAGUGAAAAAACAACAAGACAUACCUCCGCAUGAGCGUGAGCAUAUC